CUGGGAGGGAUGCGUGUUCAUGACUGUGUGUGUGAAUGUAUGCCUAUCUGUUGACUAUGCCACUGUGGUUCAAUAUUUUAUGUACAUUUUGGAAGUAUGUAAUGUCCCUCCCAGGGCUGUUGUGUGAGUAUGUGUCUGUCAUGAGUGAACAUCUCAGAAUGUGUGUGCAAGGUGGAUCUUUUUGUGCCUGUGGGCUUGAUUAUCAGUUUUUGUGUUGCCUGUGUGUGCUUGUAGUUCUGUGUAUGUGUGAGGUGUGUAUCUGCUGGUGUGUGCAUUUGUGCAUCUGGCGGUGUGGGGAUGGAGCAGUUUUGUGACCAUGCACCUUGGGGAUAUGUGAAGUUGUGUUAGUGUUUAGGAGUGUGUCUGGGCAUUUAAGAGCCUGCACCUGUGUGUCACCUGUAUGUGCAAGUGAGUAUAUGUUGUAUGUAUGGGCCCCUGUGUGUUGGCAAAUGUGCACAUGUGUGUCUGUUAUAGAAGCAUGAAUCUGGUUGUCUGCAAGGGGGCACACAGGUUUCUCUGCUGUGUGUGUCUGUGGGUAUGUAUGAAUGUGCAAAGGAAAGUCAGUGCUGUACAUGCGUGCUUGUGUGCGGGUGUGUCCACCUUGAGGGUGUGUCUGUGCUGUGAGUCCAUUUAUGUGUCAGUGUUGGUCUUUGGGGAUUGGGGUUGUAUCUGCUCAUACGUGCAGGGCAAUCUGUAUGCACGUGCUUGUCUCCCUGGCACGGGGCUGACCUUACUUCUUGGCCCAGUGAGACUCGAGCCUGUGUGGCCUGACCUGUGGUACCGGCCCAGGCCCUGACUCCCUGCAGAGAGAUGAAGAAACCGAGAUUCAGAGAGGUUCAGACACUUGCCCGAGGUCACACAGCUAGUCUCACGCCCCACUGCUCCCGCCUUCCCCCUGCACCAUGGCUCCGGGCCCCUUCACCUCGGCGCUCCUCUCGCCGCCGCCUGCUGCCCUGCCCUUUCUGCUGCUGCUCUGGGCUGGGGCAUCCCGUGGUCAGCCCUGCCCCGGCCGCUGCAUCUGCCAGAACGUGGCGCCCACGCUGACCAUGCUGUGCGCCAAGACUGGCCUGCUCUUCGUGCCGCCGGCCAUCGACCGGCGCGUGGUGGAGCUGCGGCUCACGGACAACUUCAUUGCGGCUGUCCGCCGCAGGGACUUCGCCAACAUGACCAGCCUGGUGCACCUCACCCUGUCCCGCAACACCAUCGGCCAAGUGGCCGCUGGCGCCUUCGCCGACCUCCGCGCCCUCCGCGCCCUGCACCUGGACAGCAACCGCCUGGCGGAGGUGCGCGGGGACCAGCUCCGCGGCCUGGGCAACCUCCGCCACCUGAUCCUUGGCAACAACCAGAUCCGCCGGGUGGAGUCUGCUGCCUUUGAUGCCUUCCUCUCCACCGUGGAGGACCUGGAUCUGUCCUACAACAACCUCGAGGCCCUGCCGUGGGAGGCUGUGGGCCAGAUGGUGAACCUGAACACCCUCACGCUGGACCACAAUCUCAUCGACCACAUCGCUGAAGGGACCUUCGUGCAGCUGCACAAACUGGUUCGCCUGGACAUGACCUCCAACCGCCUCCAUAAACUGCCCCCCGAUGGCCUCUUCCUGCGGUCCCAGGGUGCGGGGCCGAAGCCGCCCACGCCGCUCACGGUCAGCUUUGGCGGCAACCCGCUGCACUGCAAUUGCGAGCUGCUCUGGCUGCGGCGGCUAACCCGGGAAGACGACCUGGAGACAUGCGCCACUCCCGAGCACCUCACCGACCGCUACUUCUGGUCCAUCCCAGAAGAGGAGUUCCUGUGCGAACCGCCGCUCAUCACGCGGCAGGCGGGGGGACGGGCCCUGGUGGUGGAGGGCCAGGCGGUCAGCCUGCGGUGCCGCGCCGUGGGGGACCCCGAACCCGUGGUGCACUGGGUCGCGCCCGACGGGCGGCUGCUGGGGAACUCAAGCCGGACCCGGGUGCGGGGGGACGGGACGCUGGAUGUAACCAUCACCACCUUACGGGACAGUGGCACCUUCACCUGCAUUGCCUCCAAUGCCGCCGGGGAAGCCACGGCACCUGUGGAGGUGUGCGUGGUGCCCCUGCCUCUGAUGGCGCCCCCGCCGGCAGCCCCGCCACCUCUCACCGAGCCUGGCUCUUCUGACAUAGCGACACCCGGCCGCCCUGGUGCCAACGAGUCCGCUGCUGAGCGCCGGCUCGUGGCGGCGGAGCUGACCUCGAACUCGGUGCUCAUCCGCUGGCCCGCCCAGAGGCCUGUACCCGGAAUCCGCAUGUACCAGGUCCAGUACAACAGCUCCGUGGAUGACUCCCUGGUCUACAGGAUGAUCCCAUCCACCAGCCAGACCUUCCUGGUGAAUGAUCUGGCAGCGGGUCGCGCCUAUGAUCUGUGCGUGCUGGCUGUCUAUGACGAUGGGGCCACAGCACUGCCGGCCACUCGAGUGGUGGGCUGCGUGCAGUUUACUACCGCUGGGGAUCCUGCACCUUGCCGCCCACUGAGGGCCCAUUUCUUGGGCGGUACCAUGAUCAUCGCCAUCGGGGGCGUCAUCGUCGCAUCGGUCCUCGUCUUCAUCGUUCUGCUCAUGAUCCGCUAUAAGGUCUAUGGCGACGGGGAUGGCCGCCGUGUCAAGGGUACCUCCAGGUCGCCGCCGCGGGUCAGCCACGUUUGCUCACAGACCAACGGUGCAGGUGCAUCGCAGGCCGCGCCCCCGCCGGCGCAAGACCGUUACGAGGCGCUGCGGGAGGUGGCGUCCCCAGCUGCUGCCGCAGUGGCGGUCGAGGCCAAGGCCACCGCAGCUGAGACGGCUACCGCGGAGCCAGAGACCGUCCUUGGACGCUCCCUGGGCGGCUCGGCCACCUCGCUGUGCCUACUGCCGUCUGAGGAAACCUCUGGGGAGGAGUGUCGGGCAGCGGCGGGCCCUCGGAGGAGCCGUUCUGGGGCCCUGGGGCCGCCAGCUUCGGCGCCUCCCACUCUAGCUCUGGUUCCUGGGGGGGCCCCGGCUCGGCCGAGGCCGCAGCAGCGCUAUUCGUUCGAUGGGGACUACGGGGCACUCUUCCAGAGCCACAGUUACCCGCGCCGCGCCCGGCGGACAAAGCGCCACCGGUCCACGCCACACCUGGACGGGGCCGGAGGGGGCGCGGCCGGGGAGGACGGAGACCUGGGGCUGGGCUCCGCCAGGGCACGCCUGGCCUUUACCAGCACCGAGUGGAUGCUGGAGAGUACCGUGUGAGCGACGGGCGGGCACCGGGACACCUGGGUGCCGCGGACUAACGCCCAGCCGCACGGACGCUGGGGCAGGACUCUGGGAGAAAGCACGGCGCCUAGUCGUCGGACUAGAGGCGGAGACUUGCCCUUCUUGUCCUCGGAGUUGGGGGGGCGGGGCUCCCUCGUCUGCGGCUCUUGGUCAUGCCCCCGGGCCCGAGGGGGUUAGGGGGCGGGCAGCCGGGCCCCCCUCCUCCACGGACUCCUCGCCCCCAUCCUGCCCCUCCCCCCGCGCGCUCGCGGACCUCGCUGGAGCCGGUGCCUUACACAGCGAAGCGCGGGGAGGGGCAGGGCCCCCCGACACUGCAGCACUGAGACACGAGCCCCCUCCCCCCGCCCGGGACCCGGGGCAGGGGCGAGGGGCCCAUUUCUUGUAUCUGGCUGGACUAGAUCCUAUUCUGUCCCGCGGCGGCCUCCAAAGCCCCCGCCCCCACCCCAUUCACUUCCCUGGUCCCGUCGGGUCUGGCUUGGGGUCCCCCUUUCUCUGUCCCCUUCGUCUCUGUCCUGCCCCCUGUCGUCUUUGUCUUACGUGUCUGCCCUUCCCUAUUUGUGUCCCCUUUCUCUGUCCCUUCCCUAUUUGUGUCCCCUUUCUCUGUCCCGUCGUCUCUUCUCCCUCCACCCUCCCAUUUCUUGUCCAGUUGUUUCCCUAUCUCUCCCGAUUACCUCUUCCCCUGCACAUUCUCCCGGGCAGGUCCCACUGGAAGGACCAGACUCUCCCCUAUUCCUUCCUCUUUUCCCAAAUAAAUCCCCACAUGAACAAAGUCCAAAACCAAAUUCCCCUCCCUGCCGGAGCCGGGACCCUCCGCCGCAGCAGAAUUAAACUUUUUUCUGUGUCUGAG
Molecule: messenger RNA, 4086 nt
Organism: Mustela lutreola (European mink)
Lineage: Eukaryota; Metazoa; Chordata; Mammalia; Carnivora; Mustelidae
Gene: LRFN1
Product: leucine rich repeat and fibronectin type III domain containing 1
Exons: 5
Coding region: 903-3215 (770 amino acids)
Molecular function (GO): protein binding
Source: RefSeq, a predicted model, not a curated record